Molecule: messenger RNA, 1408 nt
Organism: Raphanus sativus (radish)
Lineage: Eukaryota; Viridiplantae; Streptophyta; Magnoliopsida; Brassicales; Brassicaceae
Exons: 7
Coding region: 212-1408 (398 amino acids)
Source: RefSeq, a predicted model, not a curated record
AAAAAAGAAACAAAAGUCGAUUAGGGUAUCGACUAUUACUCUCCUCGUCUUCUCCGCCGAAAGGAUAAGCUCUCCCAUGGCGAUUUCAAUGGCGAUUUCUGUUACAGAUUGAAGAAUUGGGGAUUUGUUCUUACUCAACGAAAACCUCGGUGGCUCUCCUUCCUCUUCUACCAUCAAUUUCAUCACCAUCUCACGUUUCUAAACAUUAGGUAUGUCUCAAGAGUUACCAAAACGCCUUUUUAAGCCGGGUGAGGAGACUCAAGUCAGUCAGAUCAAUAACAACUGCAGGAUGGUACUGUAUCUCAAAAGGUUGGAGGAAUGGCUGCCAAAGGAGUUGAACGAAGUGAAGAAAGAUCGGGUUUUUGCUCCGAUUUUCAAGUUGCACGAGAAUGGUUUGGGUUACUCGGCGAGGGUGAUACACAGUUUCUUGUGUAGGGAGCUCGUGACUUACAAAACACAUGAGCUUUGGUUUGUCUUUGCGAGGAGAGCACUCCGGUUUUCGUUGAUGGAGUACCAUGCUGUUACCGGGCUUGAGUGUGAUGCUAGUCUCUCCCUUAAGGAGCCGGUUGACUGGGAAGAUGAUGGUGGUUUCUGGAGCUUAGUCAUUAAGAGUAAUAAAGGAAUUUCUAUGUUGGAGUUAUGGAAUAAACACAGGUUAGCUGUUAAGAAGUGGAGUAAUGCUGAUCGAAUUAGGCUGGUGUAUCUUUGCAUCAUUGUGUGUAUGGUUUGCGCGAGAGAUCAGAAGGCAAAUAUCCCCAUCAAGUACAUCAAGUUGGUCAUGGAUCUUGAGAAGGUCCGAAAGUACCCUUGGGGAGUUGCUUCUUUCGACCUUCUAUGCGAGUCAAUAGGUAAAACACGAGACAACUUGAAGGAGAAGACUACGAGUUACGUGUUAGAUGGCUUCUCCUACGCUCUUCAGAUUUGGGCAAUGGAAGCAAUUCCAAAAAUUGGAAAGCUCUGUGGAAGAAAACUGAACAAAAGUUUUAAGAACGGUCCUAGAUGCGUAAACUGGAUGGGAGCUGCAAAGAUUUCAUACCAGGAGCUCAUUCAUUUGGAGAACAUCUUCACACCCACGAUGAGAUCUAGAUUCGUGAAUGGAGAUGACGCUGGUGAGACUGGAGAUGACGACGACAGAGGCACGGAAGCUGCAGAUGAAGACGUCUCCGGUCAAGGCUGGAAGAGGAGGAGGCACAAGGCUCAUGAAGGAGGCGAGGCGGCAGCUGCGUCGAAGGAGGCGCACGGAAGCUGUAGUGGGGGAGACCCUGAGGCUGGAAGCAGAGACGACGGCGUCUCCGGUCAAGGAUGGAGAAGGCCAGGCGCACUGCGUUACGAAAAUGGUAUCGUAGAAGGGAUACCUAUGAUUGCUGCCGCAUACAUAGCAUUUGGUAAAACGCUAUCAAACCCCUAA